CUUCCCCUAUCUAACUUUCUUUUCAGCCUCUUCCACCAUUUAUUUAUUUAAGUUAAGAUGGCAAAGUAAAAGAAAAUUGUCUGAUUAUUCUUAUUUUGGGGUCUCCAACAUUGCCCACUUUGUUGGGAAUUAAAUUCUGGGUUUCUUUCAAUUACAAUUCUCGAGAAUUUUAUGCCUUUCUUUUUGGGUUCUGAGUUAAAUAUGGAUGAGAAAUUCACAGUCGAGAUAGGGAAGUGAAGUUAGAGAUAGUUUUGGCUUCUGGGUUUUUGAUAAAAUGAGUAGGAGAAAGAGGAGAGGCUCGAAUGUUGAAGAGGCUGUGAAGUUUUUCAACCAUGUAAUGGAGGAGAAGCCUUAUCUUCCAUUUCUGGUUGCUUUGAUUUUGCUUGCUUGGUGUAUUGAAAGAUGGAUUUUCUCUUUCUCCAAUUGGGUUCCUAUUGUUAUUGCCGUUUGGGCAACUAUUCAGUAUGGAAGUUAUCAACGCCGAAUACUUGUUGAAGACUUGACCAAGAAAUGGAAACGAGUCGUACUGAAUACCUCGCCUGUAACUCCGUUAGAGCAUUGUGAGUGGUUGAAUAGAAUGGUAACAGAAGUAUGGCCCAACUUCAUUAGCCCAAAACUUUCAACAAGGUUCUAUUCUAUUAUUGAGAAACGUCUUAAGCACAGGAAAUCAAGGCUCAUUGAAAGAAUAGAGCUGCAGGAGUUUUCAUUGGGUUCAUGUCCACCUAGCUUAGGUCUUCAAGGGACUCGUUGGCUGACUUCAAAUGAUCAGAGAUUCAUGCGUUUGGGAUUUGACUGGGACACAAAUGACAUGAGUAUUUUGUUGCUUGCUAAGUUGGCCAAGCCGUUCAUGGGAACUGCUCGGAUUGUUAUAAAUAGUCUACAUAUUAAGGGUGAUCUUCUCCUGAUGCCAAUUCUUGAUGGGAAAGCAGUUUUGUACUCAUUUAUAGCAGCUCCUGAAGUGAGAAUUGGAGUUGCCUUCGGGAGUGGUGGAAGUCAAUCUUUACCUGCCACAGAGCUCCCUGGUGUUUCUUCUUGGCUGGUUAAGAUUUUUACUGAAACCUUAAUGAAGACAAUGGUUGAACCUCACCGUCGUUGUUUCUCAUUGCCAGCAGAGGACUUACAGAAAAAGGCUGUUGGUGGAAUUAUAUAUGUAACAGUCAUUUCAGGAAAUAGACUUUUAAGGAGUAGCUUGAGAGGAAGCCCCUCCAGAAAGCAAGAGGAUUGUCCUGAUAGAAGUUCAGAAGGGCAAUUUGUUGAUCGAGAUUUGCAGACAUUUAUUGAGGUUGAGCUUGAAGAUUUGACUAGGAGAACCAGUGCGAGAUCUGGAUCAUCUCCUAGAUGGGAUUCCACGUUUAAUAUGGUUUUACAUGAAGAAUAUGGAACUUUACGGUUCCAUCUUUACGAGUGUACCCCAGGCAAUGUGAAGUAUGAUUAUUUGGCAAGUUGUGAAAUUAAGCUAAAAUAUGUGAAAGACGACUCCACAAUAUUUUGGGCUACAGGAACCGACUCCACUGUGAUAGCCAAACAGGCUUACACUUGUGGAGAAGAAGUUGAAAUGGUUGUUCCAUUUGAGGGAGUCAGCUCAGGGGAGUUGACAGUAAAGCUUGUUCUAAAGGAAUGGCAAUUCUCUGAUGGUUCACACAGCUUGAACAAUUUUCGUGUUAACUCCCGACAAUCACUAAAUGGCUCCUCAAAUUUUCUGCCAAGAACUGGAAGGAAAAUAUACAUAACGGUUAUGGAAGGGAAGGAUCUUAGUAUGAAAGACAGAUCUGGAAAGUGUGAUCCAUAUGUUAAAUUGCAAUAUGGAAAGGUUAUUCAGAAAACAAAAACUGCUCAUUCAUUAAAUCCUGUUUGGAAUCAGAAGUUUGACUUUGAUGAGAUAGGAGAUGGUGAUUACCUAAAGAUUAAAUGCUUCAGUGAGGAAAUCUUUGGGGAUGAAAACAUUGGUAGUGCACGUGUAAACUUGGAAGGACUUAAUGAGGGGUCAGUCAGGGAUGUUUGGAUACCUCUUGAAAAAGUCAGUUCUGGAGAACUAAGGCUUCAAAUAGAAGCGGUCAGAGUUGAAGACUUUGAAGGGUCAAGGGGUUCAUCAAAGGGCUCAGGAAAUGGAUGGAUUGAACUUUCUCUCAUUGAAGCAAAAGACCUUAUUGCUGCUGACCUUAGAGGAACAAGUGACCCAUAUGUAAGAGUUCAAUAUGGGAACUUGAAGAAAAGAACAAAGAUUAUGUAUAAAACUUUGAACCCAAAGUGGAAUCAGACUUUGGAGUUUCCAGAUAAUGGCAGCCCCCUAAUUUUGUAUGUAAAAGACCACAACGCUUUGCUGCCUACAUCAAGCAUAGGUGACUGUGUUGUUGAAUACGAUAGAUUGCCUCCGAAUGAGAUGUCUGACAAGUGGAUACCCCUCCAAGGGGUGAAAAGGGGAGAGAUUCAUAUUCAGAUCACAAGAAAAGUUCCAGAAUUACUAAAGAGAGCCAGUUUAGAUUCUGAACCUUCGUUGGCUAAAGCACAUGACAUUUCUAGUCAGAUGAAACAAAUGAUGAUCAAGUGUCGGUCUUUAACAAACAAUGGCAAUCUUGAAGAACUGUCUGCAGCCUUGAGCGAGUUGGAAAGCCUUGAGGAUACGCAAGAUGACUACAUGGUUCAGCUCGAGACCGAGCAAAUGCUUCUGCUGAACAAGAUAAAGGAACUUGGUCAGGAAAUUUUCAACUCAUCUCCUUCCCUAAGCAGAAGAUCGUCACCAAAUUGAGCUAAUCUUCCUAGUACAUUGGUAAUUUUGAACCAUAAAAUUAACCAGUAAAGAUUAUAUACAUAAUGACCUGCUACAAAGUUUUCAAGUUCAUAUCAACCUGUUGCUGCAUAUUUCUCUUUAUAUGAAUGCCCUGAAAUCUUCUCUAUCACACGGUGUUCUGUAAAUUUCAAUUGUAAUUAGCUAUAGUAAAAUUUUACUCCAGAAGUUUAUGUAAUAGAAACCUUGGUUGAAUAAAAGAUAGGUUUUUUUCCCUA
Messenger RNA from Humulus lupulus (European hop), 3003 nucleotides. RefSeq names its product synaptotagmin-5. The transcript has 14 exons. Bases 275 to 2746 code for a protein of 823 amino acids. The record is from RefSeq and is a predicted model, not a curated record. Lineage: Eukaryota; Viridiplantae; Streptophyta; Magnoliopsida; Rosales; Cannabaceae. Gene Ontology annotation, molecular function: lipid binding.